Messenger RNA from Volvox carteri f. nagariensis, 837 nucleotides. RefSeq lists its product as uncharacterized. Gene Ontology annotation, molecular function: DNA binding. The transcript has 8 exons. Lineage: Eukaryota; Viridiplantae; Chlorophyta; Chlorophyceae; Chlamydomonadales; Volvocaceae. Gene Ontology annotation, biological process: DNA recombination; DNA integration. The coding region runs from base 1 to 837 and encodes 278 amino acids. The record is from RefSeq and is a predicted model, not a curated record.
AUGUACUCCCGGCAGUGUGGGGUCUGCAAGGACGCCGCUAUGCGCUUCGAGCAGCUGCGUAACGAGGCUCACCGGGCAAAGGCACGCGUCGUGUUCGUUCAGCACAACGUGGAAACGGAUUACGGGGACAAAAGCGAUUUGUCAAGGUUAUACAACGUGCGUGCGGUGCCCUGCUUCCUCUUCUUUGACGGUGGUGCAGUGGUCCGUCGCCUCUCCCUGCGGGACAUUCGCCGUUUGACCGGCCCCAAGCCCUUUGUUCAGGCGGCGCUAGCGGAGGAUGUACGGCGGUUGCGGUCCACGUUCCUGGAGCUGAAGCAACUUCAGAUAGUAGCCACCGGGAACCGUUACCCGGGGCUCAUAACCUGUUGGCCACGGGGCGACAUGGCACCCCUUCACACCAACAGUGUUGACCAUGGCGGCUUCCAGGACCAGGGAGCACGGCCGCCAAACUACUGGGUGCACUGCUCGUGGCUACGGGAUUUAGAGCCCCUGCCCCCAUGCAGCCCCCGCACCCAGCAUGAAAACAGGGUAAAGGUGAUACAGCAAGGCCACCAGCUGCAGCAGAGGACCGGCUCUGUUCAGUCACCUAUCAGCAGCCUCAGCUACACCUCUUUCCGGGAGAAGCUCGCGGCCAUGUGCAGCGCUGCGGGCAUCAAGCGCGGAAUCAUGCCGCACUCCAUGCGCAUCGGGGGAAACAGUGCGGCAGCAGCCAGAGGGGUACAUGAAGAGGCCCGCAAGGCCCACGGCCGCUGGAAGACGUACGCAAUGGCGCAGCUAUACACCCAGCUGGAAGACGAUGCCGCACUGGAAGCCACACGCAACCUGGCCCUCGCCUGA